AUUCCUUCCUCAUUCUCUCCUUCUUCCUCUCCGUCUUCUUCUUCUCAUUGAUUUCUUAGAUUACACACUCAAUAGAAAAAAGCUUGACCUAAUCUUGGUCGGGGUUUUCUUAUUUUAGGGUUUUAUGCAAUAAAAAUGUCGUCUUUUUUACCCCCAAAUUGGUUUUGAAUGCAAACCCUGAAACCCUAUUUUGAAAACAUUGAUAAAGGUUUGAUCUUUCCAUAAGAUAUGGAAGAAGAAGCCGAAACCGUAGUUGAAACUCCGAUCUCUCCUCAGCCACAACAAAGAUCUUUAGAAGAAGAAGAUGACGAUGAGAAACAAAUUAACACUCCCAAUGAAAAGAACAACCACCACAGCAGCAAUAGCCAUUACAGUGGAAGGAAAGAGAGAUUACAAAGAGCAUGUACAGCACGUUCAGCAUCAAGACUAUAUCCAACUGCAACACCAGCAGUAGAUAAAAAAGCUAUUGCUCAAGCAAAGAAAGAAAGAAUUGAACAACAACAGGAGCAAAGAGAAUGUAGUAAAAUUAUUACCCCAUUAGUUAAUUCACCAUCACCUUCACAAAUACCUAGAUGGAAUCUUCGCUCUAUGUGGGAAUUAGCUUCUCUUCUUAACUUUCUACAUGUGUUUAGGCCGCUACUGAACAUUACUAUUGAGAUUACUGCGGAAGAGCUUGAAACUGCACUCAUUAUGUCUAGUAGUGCUUUGGAUGACAUUCACAUACCGUUGCUAAAGGCAAUCCCUCCUGUUACUCGGAUGGCCAUGGGGCGUGCCACUUGGGUUACGGCAUUAUGCAGAAAGUUAAGGGACUGGUGGCAUUGGGUUGCAGAUGGGGAAUUACCAAUUGUUGCAUCACAAGGGGCGGAAAUCGAAGCAUAUAAGAUGCUUGAUCCUGCAACUCGAGUAGUGAUUCUGAAAGCGCUAUGUGAUAUACGUGUUGAGCAAGAAGAUAUCAGAAACUAUAUUGAUGAUAGUGUGAAACGUGGCAUACACCUUUCAGUAUUUCGUAAAGAGCGUAUAGGUGGUGAUUCACAAGGAACUUCAUAUUGGUAUGAGGAUGAUCCUGUAAUAGGUCACCGAUUAUACAGGGAAGUUAGAAAAAUUGAGGUAAAGAAGGUCAAGGCAACAAAAGGGCGGUUUCAGUCAAUUCCCACUGUGCAUUGCCAAUGGGAAACAGUUGCCACCAAUUUUGAUGAAUUCGUAGAUGUUUCUGAGAAGCUUUUCUCUAGUAAAAACAGAACAGAGAUUGCUGUAGGGAAGAAGUUAAAAAAUGACAUGCUUCCAGAGAUUGAGAAGAUUCACAAGAGGAAAGAGAGAUUGCUGAAAAAGCAGCAGAGAGAGGCUAUCCUUCUUGACAACUGUGUGGGUGCAGAUGGCCUUGGCCCAGGACGCGCCCUUCGUGACCGAAAACCAGUGACAUAUACUUUUGAUGAUUUUGAUCGGUCCAUCAAUGAGGCUAUAAAAAUAACCAAGCGAAAACAACCCUCUCCAGAACCCAUCGUCAAAAAAGAAUCAGUUGCAAAGCCUGAGCCAUCUACCAACGGUAGAUCGAAUGGUCCCUCCAGUACCCCUCGGCAUGCCUCCUAUGAUGAGACGUCUCCAAUUUCAACAGAUUAUGAUGAAAAUGAUGAAGACAACCAAUCCGGACCUCUAGACCGGGGGAACCGGCGAAGGCAGAGACCUCAGAGAUAUUCAGCUAGAGAGUUUGUUGAAGCUGUUUCAGAUAAUGAAGACUUCGACAGCGAUGAUGAUAUUGUUGGAGAAGCAAUUUAUGAUGAAGAAUAUCUGAGGAGUCGCAAACAGAGAAAGGUUUCCAGUAGCUCUGAAGGAGAUGAGGAGUAUCACUGGGAUGAAGAAAAUGUGGAUGACGAGGAAGAAGAGGAAGAGGAAGAAUCUCCAAGCAGUACUGAUUCGGAGGAGCCAAAUAGGCCUAGAAAAUCACAGAAUCGCAAUAGCAGCAGGAACAGAACCAGGAAACUGCGAUCUGUUGAUGAGCUGCAGUCGGGGCUGAGGAGGAGCAGAAGGUCCACCAGGAAUCGAAUAAAUUAUCGGCAAAUUGAAAUGUCUGAAUCUGAAGCUGAUUCUGCAAAACUGGAAAACUCAAUACCAGAGGUGCACUCGGAUGCCAGUAAUAGUGAGGAAUACUCAAAUGGAAUUCAGCAUUCCCAAGAAGGAAACAAGGAUGAACAGGAAACAAAAGUUGAUCAACCGGUUGAAGCUUUCGACGAAAUGAACAUUGAUCAACAGCAACAACAACCAGUUCAGGACUAUAAAGAUCCUACUCCGGCAUUUGAAGAUCCUACUCCGGCAUUUCAGGAAACACACGCUGCAGUUCUAGAAAUUGACGGCGUUGGGAAAAGGCGAUUUCUGGACCUGAAUGAGCUUGCCCCUGGUACAGGUUUUGAUGAUAGUCCUAAAGCAUUUAUGAGAGAUGAAGAUAAAUACUUCUAGUCCUUUCCUCAUCAAGCAAUGACAUUGAGUCCUUUCCUCUGCCAGUUUUUCCGAACUAUUUGCCUCGUUCUUAUGAAGAUUUUAUUGCUAGUUUCCUACUGGAGGAAAGUUGUGUACCAAAACAAAGCGGAAUGUAAUUAGAAUUUUCUUAUUUUAUAUAACAUUUCAUGUGUUAGCGACCCCUUCUUAAGGGCAGUUAAUAUAUUGUAUUGAAUUUUAGAGUUCCUUAAUCAAAAGUUUUUUUUUUUUCUUUU
Papaver somniferum (opium poppy) is the source of this 2705-nucleotide messenger RNA. Its product is annotated as DDT domain-containing protein DDR4-like. Gene Ontology annotation, cellular component: RSF complex. The transcript is spliced from 12 exons. The record is from RefSeq and is a predicted model, not a curated record. The coding region runs from base 229 to 2451 and encodes 740 amino acids. Lineage: Eukaryota; Viridiplantae; Streptophyta; Magnoliopsida; Ranunculales; Papaveraceae. Gene Ontology annotation, biological process: regulation of DNA-templated transcription.